CCGUUCUCUCCAAAACUCUCUCUUUUCCUCUCCGUCUCUCUCUCCAAAACGAGCCAAUUGAGAAACUCUCUCGCCUUCACUCUACUGAGAGAGAAAACACCCAAAGCCAUGGCUGCUGCUUUAUCUCCACCCAGCUCUAGUAGUUGGGCUAAAGCCCAAAUACUUCACACAUCUUUGUCUUCCUCUUCAUCACUAGUGGAUUUGGGCUUUCCAUCAAGAUCCGUCUCCUUGAAGAAGAAGCACAACAGUAGUAGAGUCAGCAUUCGCACACACUGCGCUUUAAACUCUCCUUCGGUGCUUCAUUUCCCAAAACAGCAGGGGUACCAACACCCUGUAACUACUAAAAAAGACGCCACCGUCAAACCCAAAACCCAACAAAGUCCACAGUGGAAUUUACUACAAAGAGCUGCGGCCGUGGCCUUGGACAUGGCGGAAGGCGCGUUGCUCUCACGCGAGAGCCAACAAUCACUUCCGAAAACUGCCGACCCAAGAGUUCAGAUUGCCGGAAACUUCGCUCCGGUCCCUGAACAGCCUGUUCGGCACUCACUUCCGAUCACCGGCACAAUCCCCGAAUGCAUUAAUGGCGUGUACCUCCGCAACGGAGCCAACCCUCUAUUUGAACCCGUUGCUGGCCACCACCUCUUCGACGGUGACGGCAUGGUUCAUGCCGUCACCAUCAGUGGCGGCUCCGUCAGCUACGCAUGCCGGUUCACCGAGACGCAAAGACUUGUCCAAGAGCGAGAACUCGGCCGCCCGGUCUUCCCAAAAGCCAUAGGUGAGCUCCAUGGACACUCUGGUGUCGCGCGCCUUCUUUUAUUCUACGCUCGAGGGCUUUUCGGGCUGGUCGACCACAACCAGGGUACCGGAGUCGCGAACGCUGGAUUAGUGUACUUCAACGACAGACUGCUCGCCAUGUCGGAGGACGAUUUGCCAUAUCAGGUCCGAAUCUCUUCCUUGGGUGACCUCGAAAGUGUAGGCCGAUACAAUUUUGAAAACCAACUUCACUCCACCAUGAUUGCUCAUCCGAAGGUCGACCCUGUUACCAAAGAACUCUUUGCUCUCAGCUACGAUGUCAUCCAGAAGCCGUAUCUCAAGUAUUUCAGGUUCUCUCAGGAUGGAAAGAAGUCCCCGGACGUUGAAAUUCCAGUGCCAGUGCCUACCAUGAUGCAUGACUUCGCAAUCACUGAGAAUUUCGUGGUGAUUCCAGACCAACAAAUGGUGUUCAAGCUCCAGGAAAUGAUUAGAGGUGGCUCUCCCGUGAUGUAUGACAAGAACAAGAAAUCCCGGUUCGGAAUUCUCGCGAAGAAUGCCCGUAAUGCCUCGGAUAUUAUCUGGGUUGAGUCCCCAGACACCUUUUGCUUUCACUUGUGGAAUGCUUGGGAGGAGCCGGAGUCAGAUGAGGUGGUGGUGAUCGGGUCAUGCAUGACACCUCCGGAUUCCAUCUUCAAUGAAUGCGAUGAGAGCUUGAAGAGUGUGCUCUCUGAGAUCAGACUCAAUUUGAAGACUGGAGAGUCCACCCGCCGACCGAUACUUUCGGAAUCCGAGCAGGUGAACUUAGAGGUCGGGAUGGUGAACCGGAACAAGCUCGGGAGGAAAACAAGGUACGGUUACCUCGCCAUUGCUGAACCGUGGCCAAAGGUAUCCGGCUUCGCCAAGGUCGAUUUUUCAACUGGGGACGUAAAAAAGUAUACUUACGGCGAUAGAAGAUAUGGUGGGGAGCCAUUUUUCUUGCCAAGAGACCCCAGUUCAGAAAAUGAAGAUGAUGGAUAUAUUCUUGCUUUUGUCCACGACGAGAGGACAUGGAAAUCCGAGCUCCAGAUUGUGAACGCCAUGAAUUUACAGCUAGAAGCAUCAGUAAAGCUACCUUCGAGGGUGCCGUACGGUUUUCAUGGCACGUUUAUAGAAUCAAAGGACUUGAAAAAUCAGGCAUAGGUAUAUACACAUGGGUGGUGGGCGAUGACGUUUACUCGUUUGCUUUGUUUUGAAUUAGUAAGUUUGAGUACAAUCCAAUUAGGGAGAGGGAGAAUUUCACCAGAGGGAUGCUUGGAGACUGGUCCCCGGAUUCUCCUUCAACAUUUAAAACCCUACUCCCAUUUUAGUUUUAUUAGGUUUUUUUCUUUCGGGACCCAGCUUGUAGCUUUAUGCCCUGGUGGUAGAUUUCGAGCUCAGCUGGUUUCUGUACUUUUAAUUUGCUUUUAGAUUCAUUUUCUGUACGUGUGUGGUAUGGAGAUCGAUCAUCUCUACCUCUUAGAUCUUCCUGAUCUUCAUGUUACUCCCACAUGUAAAUAAUAAUUAUGUGCAACAUCAUGUUUUGUUUA
Juglans microcarpa x Juglans regia is the source of this 2318-nucleotide messenger RNA. Its product is annotated as 9-cis-epoxycarotenoid dioxygenase NCED2, chloroplastic-like. The transcript has a single exon. The coding region runs from base 109 to 1932 and encodes 607 amino acids. The record is from RefSeq and is a predicted model, not a curated record. NCBI's taxonomy places the organism in Eukaryota, Viridiplantae, Streptophyta, Magnoliopsida, Fagales, Juglandaceae. Gene Ontology annotation, cellular component: chloroplast stroma. Gene Ontology annotation, molecular function: carotenoid dioxygenase activity. Gene Ontology annotation, biological process: carotene catabolic process.